Messenger RNA from Syngnathoides biaculeatus (alligator pipefish), 1807 nucleotides. RefSeq lists its product as uncharacterized. Gene Ontology annotation, biological process: DNA integration. Gene Ontology annotation, molecular function: nucleic acid binding. NCBI's taxonomy places the organism in Eukaryota, Metazoa, Chordata, Actinopteri, Syngnathiformes, Syngnathidae. The coding region runs from base 145 to 1611 and encodes 488 amino acids. The transcript has 9 exons. The record is from RefSeq and is a predicted model, not a curated record.
UUUGUGUUGCUUUUCAUCAUUAGAAUGAAAAAGAAGAAGACGACGCUACUCUCGUCGCAUGCUUCAACAUUAGCUUUAAGAUGCUGCUAGGUGUAUUCUGACGUUUCUUUUUGUGACGUUAUUAAACUGGUUAUUGAACAAAAAAUGUUGAGCGUGGACCAUUUACAAGUAGCAGAAGAGGAAGUCGUCGACUCUAGCUCGAAUAAACUUGGUGACAUUUACACUUUUGUGGCCAAGGGGUGCUUCCCGCAGACGACGAAUCCCUUAAGGAAGAAGAACCUAAAAAGAUACGCGCAGAAAUUCAUCAUCGACGAUGGAAAGCUCUAUUAUGUAGGGCCAAAGAAAGAAGAAAAGAGAGAGGUGGUCAUUGAGGCUGAGAGGAAGAGGCAGAUUUUUCUCGACUGCCACUUCAAUGACAUCGGACAUCAUUUAGGUCAGAAGAAGACUGUCCAUAGAAUUCAAAGCAAGUACUACUGGCUGGGCAUCAUCAAGGAUGUGGUGGACUGGAUUAAAGUAUGUGAAACAUGUCAGCAUGCAGAGAGGAAUAAAAAUAUGGCGAGGACAGUCCGGCCUAUCAAAGUUGAUGCUCCAUGGGAUAUAGUUGGAAUUGACAUUAUAGGGCCUUUCCCAGAAACCCAGCAAUGCAACACACAUGCUGCAGUUCUCAUUGAUUACUUUAGUAAAUGGCCCGAGGCAUUUCCAGUCCAAAAGACGGAUGCUGUCUCUGUCGCGAGAUGUAUUUCCAAAUGCAUGUCCAGUGAAAAAAGAAUAGCAGAUAGCAAAUCUGUGCUGAUCACUUUGAAACGCCAUGUUUUGAAAAAGACUGACCAGAAAGUCAUCGUGACCUUGAGUGCAAGCAAGAGAACGAAAUCUUUCAGCUGCCAUGCUGUGGCAGUACAGACAAGGUUUGGUGCUCCUAAAACAGUUGUGUGCACACAGAGCGCAGAAUUCUGUGAUGAGUGUGUUGUGGAUUCUUUUUGGCAGGUAACAAAUCUGCUGAGCAACAGAUGGGGCAUCGUGCAGAAAGUCUCUCCUCUGGCCCAACCUCAGCUUAACCCGUUACACGACUGCACCAGUCCGUUGCUGAAAGAGGCCAUUAGAGAGAUGGUGAAGGAAAAGCAGGCAGACUGGGACGACUUCCUGGACCCUCUGCUGUUUCUCUUUAGAACAUCCAUAAACCCCACAACUAAGUUCACUCCUUAUUCGCUCAUGUUUAAUCGGAAAGCUAAUAAUCUUAACCAGGCUACAUUUGGGCCACUAGGAUAUGAUGACGAGCAGGAUCUCUAUUCUGUCAAAGAGAAGGCUUCUACAUACAUGACCAUAAUGCAGGAACAGCAGGACACUGUUAAGCAACUGGUGAUAGCCAACAUGAAAGCAGCCUACAAACAGGAGAAGAGUGUAAAAAGAAAGGCACACAGUAACCCCUCAGUGACUUUAAAAACAUCUGAGCCUCCGUUUUGUGUUGGAGAUCCACAUUCCUCGAAAAAACUGAAAGAAGAGGGUUUAUAUUUGUCGUUCCCUGUGGAGACUGUGCUGGCCACAGAGCAAACCAGCUCUCAAGUUAUAAAAACUGAAUUAACUUAUCACUUCACUGAAUCUGAUGUCCAUUGAGGAUUCAGGACUCUCUUCAAUGUUCAUCUCAGAAGGAGACCACAUUUCAGCAAGGGGUACCUAGAUGGUGUUAAAAUGACGUUUAACACUAACGUUGUAUAACUGGCUCUAAUGAUCAUGAUUAAUUGUGCUUCUUUGCCUGGAAACCAGAUGAAAUACAAUAUUUCUUCAGAAAGUAUUAAAUUAUUUCAGUUCA